CCACAUAUGGCACUGGGCUGGAAUCAAACCCAGGCCACAUUGGUGGGAGGCAAGCGCUCUCACCACUGCGCCAUCCUUUCUCCCCCUGCUCCACCUUGCUGAACCAUUCAAUUCAUUGUACACACAGAAUUUGCAGUUCAAAUAAUUUCACACCCAAACAAUUACAUUUCUAAUCAUUUCAGUCACCUAAGUUUACAGCUCCAAUCAUUUUACUUACCUAAAUGACAGCUCAAAUCAUUUGUACUCCUUAAAAUAACAGUGGUUUUCACACUCCAAAAAAAUAAAUAAAUAAAUAAAAAUAACAUUUCAUGAUAUAUCCACUCCCCUUAAAAUUACAAAAUAAUUACAGAAAUCAAGUUACGUACAAAUAAAAUGCAAUUCAAAUCUAACGCACGCCUGAAAACCAUUUUACAUGCCUAAAACAUUUGUAAUAAUUGUUAAAAUCAUUACCGUUUUACUCUCCAUUCAUCCAUCCCUGUUUCCCUCCUCCUCUCAGUCAGGCCAAAAUGGCACCCAAGAAUUUCCCAGCCAGGCGCCAAUGAGGUUAAUCUACCCGUUGCCUAAAUAUUUCGUGGGAGCAGUAUCUACCUUCAAUCCGCCUCACAUUAUUAUUCACGAUGGAAACUUGCAUUUCAAAUCAUUAGCAUUUCAUACUCAUUUCAUGCCUUUAUACACAUAUGCAUAACCACUAUGGCAUGACUGAGGUUGGGUUCAAAUUUAGAAUCUGUAGCUGAUGUGAAGCUGCUUACAAAUGAUACUAUACAUGUAGUUAGUAAAUGCCACAACUGAAAACUACUUACAUGCCAAGUGGUCUUUUUGCAUGCGUCAAGUGAAUUGUUUAAUCACACAGAAGAAAAAAAUUCAAUUUAAACUGCUAUUAGAUUAGAUCAAGGGCUUAGCCGAUAGGAAUUUAAAUUUUUUUACUAUAAUUAAUGUUCAUCGUAAAUGUAAUGUAUACUACCAGAAUAUUGAGUAUUUUCAAAUAAUUUUAAUAGCGAAUCUUGGUUCUUUUAGUUGUCAAUGUAUUUUAGCAGUGAAAGUUGUAUUUUUGGGGAAUUUAUAUUUCCAAAAUGUUGAUUGAUUGAUUGAUUGAUUGAUUGAUUGACUGAUUGAUUCAGAUAAUCGUAACAUGAAUAUUAAAACUAUACUCUGCUCUGCCUUACAGACUUAUUAUUUGUUUAUUUAUCUGUUACUAUGUGACUGCUACAGUGUUUAUAUGACAAAUGUGUAAAAUAAACUGUUGAUUAUUCAGUGGGGAAGUAGUCUUACGAACUGAUCCAGUAGUCUGGCUACUCCGGCAAUACGUGAAUGUUGGUUGAUUUUCUACGAGAUACGAGAGACUUCAAAGGUAUGACAAUUUAACUAAAACUAAAAAUUGUAAACAAGAGAAAUAAAAACCAAAAUUGAAAACAGAAAAAGUAAACAAAAAAUUACUUUCUGCUUGUGGACACACUAGGAAAUGUUUUCGAGUAUUGUAGUCAGUUACAGGGCGUGAAAAUGUUGUUUCCUUAAGAGGUGUCUUUCAUACUUUCACGUUUGCGUCAAUGGCGUUUGAUACAUACUUUGUCCCAGACGUGCUAAAUCUUCCAAAUAUAAAACCCUACACUCCUAAUCUCCUCAUUUUGGACGCAAAUGGACCUAACUUUGACGUCAUCAACAUUUGGAUAUUCAUUGUACGCGAAAAGUUCAAAAGCUUGUACCUUUUUAUUGGUAUUGUGUAGGAGAGAAACACUUUGUGUCAUUCAUCUAGGUUCUGUUUUCCAGCUGAAAAAAUAAGAGAAUAAAAAGGCAAUUUUCAAAGUAGAGAACGAAAUGGAGUAUUAAAAGAGAAAGGAUUGAACAAUGAUGUGCACUGGUGUAAAAAAAAGAAUUUUUUUUCUUUUUGACAUUUGGAGAAGUUGUACAAGUAAUCUUAUCGCUUCAGUUAAAAAUCAAGUUACUUUAUUGAGUCAGCUGUUUUAAAAAUAGCAUUCUGGGGCCAAAAAUUCGGGAUUUAAGGGUGAAAUGCGGAAAUGUUUCUAAAAUGUUUUUCAUCUUUCUGUUGCGUCAGAUGUAGUCCGCCGGAUUAUUUUUUUGGCAUCCAAGUUAUUUCAAAACACAUUUUCCAAUUGCUAGAUAGUCAUAAAUUAGGUUUAACGUCAUUUAGCGCGCUUCCUUGCGUCAAUCUUGACCCCCUAGGCGUUUCAGUUAAUGGCUGAAAAAACGAGGAAGGAAAUAUAACAAUAUAACUCAGUGAAUUUAUCUCCCAUACGUACUUUCUGUGAUUGUGCUUUGAACGUAGCUUUAAGUUUGUGUGAACGUCGACUUUGUUUUUAACUUCUUUAAAGAGUUUUUAAAGAACAGUACAAUGGAUAGACUGGAUAUGUAACAAGAACGAGCUUCGUAAUUGAACAAGAGUUCACUGACUCUUCCGUAACUUUUCGAGUCCAGUCGUACUGACGUCAUCGUUACCUAUACAAUUACGAAGUGAUUAAGAUGAUUUUAAAGUUCAAAAGGUACUGCAAAUUGUUCAGUAAAAAAAAUCAAUUGUGGUGUAACCCUGAACAUUGCAUUUCAUCUUUCAUGUGUUGAGCUAAUAUGGUACGUUUCUCCUAUCACGAAUCAGAUAACUGCGAAGUUUACUAAAACUUUUUGUUUGGGUUGACAUUGAAAGAUUCAAGGCUUUCGACCUCUACUUGUUUACUUGUGAUUUUAUCGCGCUCUAAUUAGAAAAUUUGUUCAGCGCCAGCUUUCGGUCAUAUUGAAUUGCUGUAUAUCUAAUGACGUCUUUUUGUAAACCGCUUUGGAAACGAAGCACAAAGGGAAACAAUAGGAUUAUAACAAUACCGUUUACAUGCAAAUGGAUUCAAUUGGCUCUGUUUACGCGCUUGAUUGAUUGCAAAGUCUUAUUAAAUUUUAAUUUCAAGCAGGUACGUUUACAUCAGCAUGCAUACACUUGAGGAGCAAAGCAGGCGAGACUCGACAGGCUUUUGUCUGAUAAAAAGCAGUUUCUUAGCAAUCACAGUUAUCUCUGACACGUGAUUACAUUUUCUACAUGUUCGUGAGGACAGAAAAGUCCCAAAUCACUUUCGUUACUUUGUACAUCCGCGCGUAGGAAGUCAGCACAAAGGAUAUUUACCCAGACAACUUUUACUGGCGACCACAAAAGGUUAACAACAAUAAAGGAACAAGAGCGAUUGAGACGGUUCUUUUAUAAACAGUACAAGAUGACCAACGAAAGUCUGCCCUGUGGUGAUACAGAUGCGAGGUAUAGAUCAUAUGGGACUCGUUUCUCUUUGCCAGCCGCUAAUAAAGGCCCUGUAAAACCAGCUGUUUUAAAUGGCGUUGUUGGUCAAAACCGUGUUAUGAUGGAAAAGACGCUAAAGAAUGACAAAUCACCGUCAACAGUAGAGCGAAUACUGGAUUCUUUAAAAUUAUCACCCAAAUGGAGACGAAGCCCAACAGGAAAUGAGAAAAUCGAUGUGGAAAACCCUAUCAUAACCACCGCUAAUAGUCGGUCAACAAGCGAACACUUAUCGCUUGAUAAGCGUAAACACGCAACAAUAUCAACAUCGAGUUCCGACUGCUGUCCAGCGACAGAAACGUAUGAUUCUUUCUCCGAUUCCACGUACUCGCAAAGCUCAGAGACAUCGGUCAAUUCUGCCGACAGGAGAUCGCUUAAUACGACCUCAACAGAUUCUGACAACAACCGAAUAUUUCACCAAGGUAUUUCGCCAAGGAGUCGGAUAAUUUCCAAAGGCGACACUGAUGUUAUAGAUGUGGACGAGGGAUUCUUGAGGAGGGUUUUAAUGUUAAUGAAAGUUGUACUUUAUUUGAGACACAGCUUUCCUCUGAACUUGAUCCGCAGAAGAAGGGUUUAUCCAGCUGAGAGUGCUAGAAAUCAUCUGUCACCGCACAACAGUCCCAGCUUGAGUUCCAGUUCAAUGGACUCGCAGGACUCCAGUGAGUUUAGCGGGAAGAGCUCGCGGACUCGAAAACGCAUCUCGUUCAGUCCCAAGACAUUACUCUUUUCCGCCAUUACGGAAAAGGCCUUUGCGGAAGCAAAAGCUCUUCUGGAAGAACAAGAUCUAGACGUGAAUUCUCAAACACCGAACGGGCAAUCUUUGCUUCACAUCGCUGCAGCAAAUGCGGAUUUGAAAUGCAUUCAGCUUCUUUUACAAUACGGGGCGGACGUGAAUGUAAAAGAUUCUAAUGGCUGGACGCCUCUGCAUGCGGCAGUCCGACGUGGAAACUGGAAAAGUGCGAUUCUUAUGAUCGAGGCAGGUGCAGAUUUCGGAGAAUACGCUCAGACAAGAAUUCAGGAAUAUAACAAAGUGCUUCAAAUGUCGUCCACGUUUUAUCGUUCAGUGGAGAUAUUUGUUUAACCAAGUGUUUCACUUUCUAUGUAUAAAUACACUUUUAUUAGGUACACUUUUCUGUAUUUUAUACCAAAGUGACAAAUUCUGAAUAAUCACCAGGAUAAUAUUACAUAACUUCAGAAUUUCCCUCCUCGAUAUAUUGAAUAUAUAAUCACUAUUGAAUAAAAGAAUAAUUUAACACAAAUUUCGUUUAGCCCGGUUUUUUUUCGUAUUGUUUGCCGUGGUUCGUAUUGCAAAUCGGGCCCACAAGAAGUCCGUAACCCACUUAUGGACUUAGGUAAAAAUAGUAAUACAGCACGUAUCACUAAUCCCUAGGUCAAAUACGAUCACGAUCGACAGUGUUCUCCAAAAACUAUUGGGACAAUGCAAAAUAUUUAAAGUGGAGAGCAUUACGAAGGGUUUCGCCAUUCAGGUUUAAAGUACAUUAAAUUUAACUUUGUCAUAAUUGCAGUUAAGAAGUGCUAUUUUUCAGUGACAUUAUUUUUUAAGGCACUUUUGAAGCAAUUGGAUAUUAGCUCGCAGAACGUUAACACUUAUACCCAGACGAAACUGAACGGGAAAUUUGGUAAUUAUAACUCGAAAUUAGCUGAUAUUGUUUGGGUGGUCUUGCAAACUUAGAGAACUCGAUUCUCUCAACUAAAUUAACUGAAAUUGAGCCAGAGUAGACUUCAGCUCAGUUAUGUCAAUUUUUAUGCCAGGUUCAACAAGGUUACCUAGUUGAAAAGAAGCGAAAUCUUGUUUGUAACAAGUUGGAAACAUUUGUAGGAGUGCAUGGCAAGCAUAGUAUCGAGCGAUAUUUAUCUCGACGGAUUAUGUCCUAUGCUUGAAUGAACAAGAAUUCAAAGUAGGUCAGUUUACAAGUGUCCUGUUUAUUAGAACCCAUUCAAAACAAUGUCGUACGUAAAAUGGACCUAAUUGGUUUAUCGAUAAGCUCACUGGCAGCUUCUCUUCCCUUAUGUUUUGAAACUGAACAGAAUUCUAGGCUUUGGUCUUCACCAGCUGUUUUGUACUUAUCCUGUCUUAAUUAAACAAGUUUCAAAUCGUGAACUCUUUCUUUCCACAAGGUUGAGGCGAAAUAACUCGGCUUUAAAUGAGCGUAACGCGUUUGUAUAUUUGUUUGUGGUUUCCAAAAACCGCAUGCACGUAGCCCGGCAUGACAUCAUUAACCCAAAGUCAUUAACUUAAGGUGCAACUUUUGGAGUUAAUUUGUUAUUCGAUCAAGCAAACAAUGUCCAAUUAAAAUUAUUUUGUAGAUCGCGGGGUGGGAGAGGGGGCUUUCUGACACGAAACCCUUGCGUUUUUAAGGCUCCCAUCACUAUCACCGACGCAAUAUUUAAGGGUAACGCGGGCUCUAGAAAUGGGUACAGCCUCGCCUCUAGUGUCUUCCCGGGCUGCUUCUCCUUUGGAACCAAACAGCUGUCGAACGCAUUGCGCAUGUGCCUUUAUUCCCGCCUAAACUGCUGCUGUACAUAUCAAAUGGAGGUACUUAUGUCAACUUUAAGAAAUUCUCGGGGGUACUCCCCCGUAUGGGCUCUAUAGGUAUGUGCCGCGGGAUAGGGUAUGGUGUUUUGAGGUUCUCGAUCCUUAAAUAGGGUAUCAUUUUCGCCCAUGUUGGCAUAGUGUCCCGGUGUGAUCCUUAGAUAGGGUGCCUAAAUUGUAUCAGAAAAGAUUUACCAUGUUUAUGAUGGCAUAUUAUUAAAGUAGGCUUAAUCUACCAUAAUAUGCUUGAUGUUGACUUCCAGGUAUCACACAGAAACGAAAUAAAGUUGACCCGUUCAAGCUA
Molecule: messenger RNA, 6141 nt
Organism: Orbicella faveolata
Lineage: Eukaryota; Metazoa; Cnidaria; Anthozoa; Scleractinia; Merulinidae
Molecular function (GO): protein binding
Source: RefSeq, a predicted model, not a curated record